AGACAGGUGAUGUUGUGUUGGUGAGUGAAGUUCCACUGCCACCAGCCAAGCUUGAAGUUGUAGAUGUAACCAAAUCCAGUGUAUCACUUGCCUGGGAGAAACCUUUACAUGAUGGAGGCAGCAGAAUCACCGGCUACAUUGUUGAAGCUUGUAAAGCUGGUACUGACAAGUGGAUGAAGGUUGCAACUUUGAAACUUACAGACUUUGAGUUCACUAUCACGUCACUUAAUGAGAAUGAACAGUACCUAUUCAGGGUACGUGCUGUCAACAGCAGAGGAGCUGGUGAGCCAAAAGAAAUUGUAACAGCUGUGACAGUUCAAGAACAAAGAGUCUUGCCAAAGGUUGAUCUAUCAGCUAUUCCACAGAAGACAAUAAGCGUUUUGGCAGGCAAACCCCUUGAGCUUGAUUUACCAAUUAUAGGACGACCACCACCAGUUUGUUCUUGGUUCUUUAAUGACAAUAGGUUAAAGAUUGUGGAGCGUGUGAAGAUAAAAUCAACUGGAAAAUUCUCUAAAUUAACUAUUCUUUGA
Puntigrus tetrazona (Sumatra barb) is the source of this 530-nucleotide messenger RNA. RefSeq names its product titin-like. The transcript has 2 exons. The record is from RefSeq and is a predicted model, not a curated record. The coding region runs from base 174 to 530 and encodes 118 amino acids. NCBI's taxonomy places the organism in Eukaryota, Metazoa, Chordata, Actinopteri, Cypriniformes, Cyprinidae. Gene Ontology annotation, molecular function: protein binding.